Messenger RNA from Chara braunii, 1298 nucleotides. Lineage: Eukaryota; Viridiplantae; Streptophyta; Charophyceae; Charales; Characeae. The record is from the annotation of a GenBank genome assembly.
CUACGUGUCCGAGCAGUAGCAGAGUUCCAUGACCAGGCAGCUAUGGGCUUCCACAAGACGUUGGCUCGUGUGAGCCGCAUGUACGUCUGGCUGAAGCGCAAGGACUUUGUGAAGGACUACGUCGCAGAGUGUCCCACCUGUCAGGAGGUGAACAGUGCGAACCACCUACCUUAUGGUUUGCUCCAGCCUCUUCCUAUCCCUGAGGGUCGUUUGCAGUCCAUCCCGAUGGGCUUUAUCGGUCCUCUUCGACCUCCGACCCCCCGCGGUCAAGAUGCUAUCCUGGUCGUCGUCGAUCGCUUCACGAAGCGUGCACGCUUUGUUCCGUGUCGCUAUGCCAUCAGUGAACGUGAGGUCGCCGACAUCGUAUUUCACCGAGUCGUGAGUGACCACGGUUUACCUCUGAGCAUCAUAUCUGACCAUGACCCGCGCUUUACUAGCCGAUUCUGGCGACGGCUCCACGAGGUGUACGACACUCACCUCCGCUUUUCCUCGUCUUACCAUCCUCAGACUGAUGGUCAGACCGAGAUCAGGAACAGGACUCUCGGGGAUAUUCUCCGAAAGAUUGUUCGUGACGACCAGCAGUGGGAUCUCCAUGUUGCCCACGCGGAGAUGACCUACAACCACGCCGUCUCGCCAGCCACGGGGAUGUCGCCUUACUAUUGCGACCUCGGCUAUCACCCGCGUGUUCCCGCGGACUUCCUUCGACCGUCCCAGAUGCACCCCGACACGAGUUGUCCCGCGCUGGAUGAUUGGGUUGCACACAUGACGUCGAUUAUGAAGACCGCAAAUGAGCACAUAGCCGCUUCCCAGACUCGCAUGGCAGCACGUGCGAACCGAUCRAGGAUGGAUCACCCAUUCAAGGUAGGUGAUGAUGUGCUUAUCGACGCCCGCCACGUACAGCUCGAAGCGGACACGCUUCGCAAGUUUCGGCGUCGCUUCUUUGGCCCAUGCCGCAUCCUCCAGGCCGUCGGUUCUGAUACGACAUCUAGCUCGGUCAACUUUCGUGUGAAGCUGCCCGACUACCUACGCCAGACUCGUGUGGAUGAUGUCUACCACGUCUCGUUACUGCGUUCUUACCGCAGACCGUCCGAGCUUUUCGCUGGACAACCAUACGAGCGCCUUCCACCCAUCAUGGUGGACGGCCACGAGGAGUUCCUCAUUUCAGACAUCAUUGGUCGCCGAGUCACCGACGACAACCCUCCCCACGUCGAGUAUCUCGUACGUUGGAAGGGUUACCCUGAUGAGGAGGAUACCUAGGAGCCCCUCGAGCACUUGCAGCACGCUCGCAUGUUGGUGCG